ACCCAGAAGUGCUUAGUUAUACUUGCCUGCUUCACAAAACUGACAGCAUAGAACGAAAAUAUAAAUAAUUUCGCUCCCCUCUGACGAAUCCGUUUCCCCCUAUCCCUUACCUAUGGCUUCAAAUUCAAACAUAGAUAUAGAGGGUGCAACCCAGCAUCUUCGUGACAUAUUAAAGUUGGAUAGACCCGGGAACAACGUAGACGCAUCUCCAUGUGAGAACCAAAGAAAAACAUCUUUCAAUGGCGAAUUGAAUGGACUUCUACCGGGAGCUGGCAACAGGUCAACCAUGGAUGAAUCCACAGGCCGUAAUUCGGAGAACAUGAACGCCCAAGAGUGCCAGAUAAUCUGCCUCUCUGGGGAUGAUGGCUCCACUUGCAUUCCCAUCACAUCAAACAAUGUUGAAAUUGUGGCCAGUCGAGACUCAAGCAUUGACAGCAAGGCCCGUGGCAGCAACAAGGUAAAAAUCCAGCCUGUCGCCAAAUACGACUGGGAGCACAAGCAUUACUACGGCAACCUGAUUGCAGUUUCUAACUCAUACCUGGCGUAUGCAAUCCGAGGAGCAAACAACCAGGCCAUGAUCCGUGUGUUGAGCCUGGGCUCCGCGGAGCGCACCCUGCUGAAGGGCUUCACUGGUGCAGUCACAGACCUGGCCUUCGCCCAUCUGGACUCCACCCUGCUGGGAUGUGUUGACGAAGCUGGCAACCUGGUCAUCUGGCAGCUCACCUGCCACAGCAGCAAGAUCCAGGAUCAAGUGGUUGUCCACAUCCGGAGGCCUGAAGACACACCUCUAAACUCCAAUAGGAGGUUGAUCUGGUGUCCCUUCAUCCUCGAGGACAAUGAAGAGAACCCUGAGGAUGCUAGCCAGACCUUGGCCCUGCUGCAUGAAGACAGGGCUGAGGUGUGGGAUCUGGAGAUCCUCCGCAGCAACAAUAGCACCUGGCCAGUAGAUGCCACUGACCUGAAGGACGGCGUUAUAACCAUAAAAGGACAUACAGAGCGUAUAAGUGAAGGUGCCCUGUCUCCGGAUGGCACAGUCUUGGCCACAGCCAGUCAUGAUGGUUAUGUAAAGUUCUGGCAAAUCUACAUUGAAGGACAGGACCAGCCAAGUCCUCUCCCCGGCUUCUUUCACAGAUGUCUGCAUGAGUGGCAGCCCCACAAUGGGAACCCCCUCUCCUGCCUGCUGUUCUGUGACAACCACAAGAAACAGGACCCAGAUGUUCCAUUCUGGCGCUUUCUGAUUACUGGAGCUGAUCAGAACCAGGAGCUGAAGAUGUGGUGCACAGUGUCAUGGACCUGCCUGCAGACCAUCAGGUUCUCUCCAGACCCGUUCAACUCCUCAGUCCUUCCCAGUCUAAAGGCCAGCCUGGACCUCUCUGCAGAAUGCCUCAUCCUCAGCGACGUACAGAGAAAGGUGUUGUAUGUGAUGGAGUUGUUGCAGGACCAGGAGAAGGGCCAUGCCAGCUUCACAGCCGUGUCCGAGUUCCUGCUUACACACCCUGUACUCAGCUUUGGUGUUCAGGAUGUCAGCCGCAGCCGCCUGCGCCACACAGAGGUCCUCCCCCCAGAUGAGGAGAGCGAGAGUAUGACUGCAGAGGGCAACCAGGGCCCAAUGGAAUCCAGAGCUGGGAUACAAAUAAAGCUAUACUGUGUCCACACAAAGUCCCUUCAAGAUGUGCAGAUCUGGUUCCAGCCAAACCUUGGGUCUGGCUCGUCCUUAUUUCUGCCUCACUCAGACUCAAAUGACGGCUUUGGUUUUUCGGAUCACUUGACAGACAUGAGCAUGGAAGGUUUGAGCUCUGACAAGGAGUCCGGAUGUGGCUCCCAAAAUGAUCUCCGUAAGAUUCCCGCCCUUCCUGCUCCUGCUGACUUCAUGUCCCCCACUGGCGCCGCCGCUAUGCCCAAGCUCAUGACCCCUGACGCCUUCAUGACCCCCAGUGCUUCAGUCCCAGCCUCCCCAGGCAGCAGUGCCAGCAGCCUGAAAAUGGUGACAGCCAUGACCAGCAACUCUGACAGUGGCGCCAGGGGAGGAGAGGAGCUGACCCAGAACCCCAAGAUGUCUAUGGAGAGCAGCAGCAGUAGCAGUCUGACUCUCAGUGCGAGCACCAGCAGCCCCAGAGCCAGCUCCCUUCUCAUCUCAGGCCUAGGGGAUAACAUGCCGGUGCUUCCCUCUCCAAACCCGCCCCUCUCGAUGGACCCACAGGUCAUUGAGCCUAUGCUGAUUCAGCAUGCCUCUCCCACCCUGGCCCGCUCUCCAGACGUCAUCUCAUCUGCCUCCACGGCCAUGUCACAGGACAUCCCUGAGAUCGCCUCUGAGACGCUGCAGCGAAGCCUGGGGGGUGUGUCUGGAGCUGAAUCCCGAGACUCUCUCCCAGCCCUCCACACAGACAGCAUGGCUUCUGCAGCCUCAGCCCUUCACCACCUCUCUCCACGGAACCGGAACAACUCUGACCACGGCCACCUGACCCUAGAGCUGGGUGCUGGAGCAGUGGAGGCGGAGCAGAGGCUCAGUAACACUCCUUCACUACUGGAGAAUGCCCUGUCACAGGAGAAUGCUACUGCAGCCGCCGCUGCCUCCUGCUCCGACAACAACACAAGCCACCCCUGGCCUGCAGCUCCCGACAUCACACGGGAAACGCGCAACAGCCUGCGGGACAACGGCCUAGGAGACUGCUCAAGGGAGGAAAUGAAGGACAGACACAUGUCCUCUCCAUACCACAGACGCACCUACCACUUAACCCAGAAUGACAGUCAGGACGCCAGUGCAGAACAGAGUGACCAUGAUGACGAGGUGGCCAGUCUAGCGUCGUCCUCCGGGAACUGUGGAGCCAGGUCGUCUCAAAGACUGCCAGGGAAGGAGUGGAAGAGCUCUCCCAGAGGCUCCCCUAAACUCAAGAGGAAGAGUAAAAAAGAUGAUGGGGAUGCAUCUCAUGCCACUCAGUCCAGGCAGCCUGAGCAUCAUAAUCAUCAUCAGAUMAACCCUGAGGUGCAGGAAGAGCUGCUGAUGCUGCUGCGUAACCAGCAGAGGGAGCUAGCGGAUCUCCGUCAGAGUCAGCUAGAGCUGCUGCAGAGAGUGACGGGCCACAUGGACGCAGUGCAGAGCUCUGUCAUAGCCCAUGUGGAGCACGUCAUGGUCAGCCAGCAGGAGCACGAACAGAGGAGAAUGGAGAGAAUCCUAGCAGAGGGACAGAACCGUAACCAGCAACUCCAGGAGCAUCUCUCCCAGCAGCUGGCUCAAACUCUCAACAACACCCUGUGUAACCGUCUGGACAAGACUCUCCGAGAGGAGAUGAAGAAAACCGUUCCUCCCACUAUUAUCAAGAGUCUCGAGCCUGUUACUGCCCAGAUGAAUAACACCAUCGCUGCUAAGCUGACGGCUGUGGAGGCAGCACUGAAGGAGAACGUCAGCAAAGUCGUCAAGUCAAAGAACACCACAGAUGCAAUCGGCCGGGCAGCUGCUGAGGCAAUGCAGGGGCCUAUCCAGGCUGCCUACAAGGAUGCGUUCCAGAGCAUUGUGCUGCCUGUGUUUGAGAGGGGCUGCCAGUCUAUGUUCCAGCAGAUCAAUGACAGCUUCAAGCAGGGAACACAUGAGUAUAUCCAGCAACUGGAGACCCAUGUGAAGAGCAGGAAGCAGCGUGAGCAGGAGGGCCAGGACCCUAUGAUUGGCCAGCUGCAGCAGAUGAUUGACACGUUCCAGAAUUCUACAGAUCAGCUGGCCACCACUGUCACAGCAAGUGUCCGCUCGGAGGUCCAGCACCAGCUCAACAUGACGGUGGGAAACCUGCAGGAAUCAAUCCUGACCCAGGUGCAGCGCAUAGUGAAGGGUGAGGUGAGCAUGGCCAUGAAGGAGCAGCAGGCAGCUGUGACCUCCAGCAUCAUGCAGGCCAUGCGCUCUGCUGCAGGCACGCCCGUCCCUACCCCACACCUAGACUACCAGGCCCAGCAGGCCAACAUACUGCAGCUGCUGCAGCAGGGACAGCUCAACCAGGCCUUCCAACAGGCCCUGUCAGCCUCUGACCUGAACCUGGUUCUGUAUGUGUGCGAGACCAUCGACUCCCAGCAGGUGUUUGGCCAGCAUCCCUGCCCCCUGAUCCAGCCAGUGCUGCUGUCCCUCAUACAGCAGCUAUCCACUAACCUGGCCACACGCUCUGAGCUCAAGAUCAGUUACUUGGAGGAUGCUGUGAUGAACCUGGACCAUGGUGAUCCGGUGACGAGAGACCACAUGAGUACUGUGCUGUCCCAGGUCCGACAGAAACUGUUCCAGUUCCUGCAACAGGACCCACACAGUCCUCUUAGCAAGAGAGCCCGGCGCCUGGUGAUGAUGCUUCAGGGCCUGGUCAAUCACUAGUUCUGUACUUGGUGCCCAUCGAUGGAGCCCCUUCUCUUUCUGUUCUGCUCCCAUACAGUUAGAAUAUGGUGCAGUGAGUUUCAUUGAGGUGCUGAGGGGAGUGGCAUUUAGUUAAAGAGAUGUGAGCAUGUUGUGUAAUUGCUCUGAUCUUCCUGUACCCUCGGCUCGCUCUGAUGCAUUAUACAUUGCAAUUGAAUUUAUUUUUUGUUCUCAUUUAAGUGGUAAAAAUGGGAAGAAAUGACUGGGUUUUCCCUUUUUGGACUUGUAGAUUUGAAGGAUUUUUCUCAGUUUGAAACCCCCUGUUCAUCAUAAGAUCUAUGAACCUUGCCAUUUGCUUAUUUCAGUCCAUUUCCCUGUCAUAGCAGCAAGAGUUUGUUAGAGGAAAAAAACUAUCCUAAAUGUAGACUGUCGAAACAGAUGGGUGGGCCCUUUAUGUUUUCUGUAUGUUCAACCAUUCUGUUAAAUCCAAAGUUCUGACUUUAGUUCAGAAUGGUCAAAGUUACCAUAUUACUAUGUAAAGAGGACAGCUUGUGGAGUCUGAGAAACUGAAAUGGCUGUCCUUUUUAUAGGGUCAAGGUCAACUUUGUUUGAUUUUUAUUUUAUGGAACCUCAGUGAAAUUCACUCAUGCCCCUGAAAAAUCUUUAUUUUCUUUUGUGCCCCCUUUUUUUUAUUUUUUUAUGUAUAUAUCUCAAUAAUCCUUAACAUUUGUAUGACUUGUAUACUUCCUCAGACUUAUUUGAAGUAAUUAUCAUCCAUAGUAAAUGCUUCUAACUGAUUAUGUCUCUUGCUUUUGGAUACCCAAGUAAUGUGUGUAAACCUGAUCCUGGUCUCUAGAGGACAGCCCGUUGUGAAAAUGCAAUCACAUUUAUAUUUUUUUAGCAAGGUUUCUAUAGAAGCUUACAAAGUCUAGUGGGAAAGUACAGCAAAACUGGGGGGUGGGGCCUGGUACAGACCUUUGACACUCCAAUGUUGGGUUGCAUUAUGAAAGUCAACUGCACAAUGCCUGCCUGCUCUGCCACUGUGGUCAGUUUAUUGUAACCAUUCAAGUUGCACAGAUUCAAGUGAAUAAGACUUUGUAGGUUUUCCAUCUCAAACCCUUCAUGUGCUACAAAACCUUUAUAGAAAGUGCCUUAUUGUACUUCACGCAUGGGAAUUUGCCCUCCACCACCUUUUAGUCUGUUGUGCCAUUUGUAAACCAACUAUUUGCCUGACUGUAAAAAUUGGUGACUGGGCUUUUUCGCACCUCUCAUCAAUGUCUUCUUUUGCAAACAAGGGCUCAAAUGGCACAGUGAGAGAAUCUGUGUGUUAGGUAUACAAACAUUAUUUGACAAUAGGGGAUUGCUAGAAUAAGUCUUAUCUAAAUUUGCUUGGGUAUGUGAUUCCACUUUACUGUAUGAGUGAUAGGAAACGUUUAAACCUAUUCUAAACUUGUCUAGUGUAUACCAAAAUGUCAAUCUCUGCUAUUGAUGUCUUGCCAUCUAAUUGCAUGGACAGUUAUUAUUUAUGGUGGUUCUGGUGUCAUCUGUUUUAAAAUUCCUUCAACCUAAAACAGAAUAAGGUGUCAUAGGGCAGUGUGAGCUAAGCUUGGCGGUGUUUCUUGCCAUUCCGUAUACAGCACAUUAGUCCUGAAACAACAUGCUUAUUUAACUAGGCCAUAAUUAUGUUUUAGUUUGACUGUAGUGAUGGUCACCUUUGGCGGUCCAAUUUAUUUAUCAUAAAUUGUUAAAAGGUGA
This is a messenger RNA of Salvelinus sp. IW2-2015, 6079 nucleotides long. Its product is annotated as enhancer of mRNA-decapping protein 4. Gene Ontology annotation, biological process: deadenylation-independent decapping of nuclear-transcribed mRNA. NCBI's taxonomy places the organism in Eukaryota, Metazoa, Chordata, Actinopteri, Salmoniformes, Salmonidae. Gene Ontology annotation, cellular component: P-body. Gene Ontology annotation, molecular function: protein binding. The record is from RefSeq and is a predicted model, not a curated record.